AUGCCCUUCGGACAACUCGUCCUCGGCAGCCCAGGUGCAGGCAAAAGCACCUACUGCGAUGGCAUGCACCAGUUCAUGUCCGCUAUAGGGCGCCAAUGCUCCGUCAUCAACCUCGACCCAGCCAACGACCAAGCCUCCUACCCCUGCGCCCUCGACAUCCGCGACCUCGUCACCCUCGAAGAGAUCAUGUCCGACGACCGGCUCGGCCCCAACGGCGGCGUCCUCUACGCCCUCGAAGAGCUCGAAAACAACUUUGAGUGGCUAGAAAACGGGCUAAAAGAACUCGGCGACGACUACGUCUUGUUUGACUGCCCGGGGCAGGUCGAGCUGUAUACGCAUCACGCUUCCUUGCGCAACAUCUUUUACAGAUUGCAAAAGAGGUUAAAUUACAGACUAGUAGCAGUCCAUCUAUCCGACUGCUUCUGCCUAACCCAACCAUCUCUCUACAUCUCCACCGUCCUCCUCUCCCUCCGCGCCAUGCUCCAAAUGGACCUCCCCCACAUCAACGUCCUCACCAAAAUCGACAAGAUUUCCUCCUACGACCCCUUACCCUUCAACCUCGACUUUUACACCGAAGUCCAAGACCUCUCCUACCUCAUGCCCAUCCUCGACGCUGAAGCACCAGCCAUUCGUAGCGACAAAUUCGGUGCCUUGAACAACGCCGUCGCAAACCUCGUCGAGCAGUUUGGGCUAGUAAAUUUCGAGGUGCUGGCGGUAGAAAACAAGAAGAGCAUGAUGCACCUCUUGAGGGUUAUCGACAGGGCGGGAGGGUAUGUGUUUGGUAGCGCCGAAGGAGCUAAUGACACCGUUUGGCAAGUCGCGGUGCGAAAUGAUUCUUCAUUGCUGGAUAGUAUCGAUGUCCAAGACCGGUGGAUAGAUAACAAGGCCGAGUAUGACGAGCGGGAGAGGCUAGAGGAGGAGGAGCAAGAAAAGAUCAGGGAGGCCCAGGCCCAGGCCCAGAUGGAUGCUGCUGGUCCGGUGCCUGGGUUGCCCCAGCUAGGUCCGGGCGAUGGCUCGGGGAUCAAGGUAGUUCGUAAAAAGAAGUAA
Podospora anserina S mat+ is the source of this 1047-nucleotide messenger RNA. RefSeq lists its product as uncharacterized. Bases 1 to 1047 code for a protein of 348 amino acids. The record is from RefSeq and is a predicted model, not a curated record. Gene Ontology annotation, molecular function: GTPase activity. NCBI's taxonomy places the organism in Eukaryota, Fungi, Ascomycota, Sordariomycetes, Sordariales, Podosporaceae. The transcript is spliced from 3 exons. Gene Ontology annotation, cellular component: cytoplasm.